UUUCUCCGCUGCUGACCGUCCCCUGACCGAAUGUGUACUAGGACUGAUAUAUGAUAGCUCAUGUACUCAAAGGCUAUCAUGCAGCGUUUAUUGCGGCGCAGCAACAUCACUGCAAAUCCGCUCCGGUCGAUCACAGGUACGGCGCUUGACUGACACGUACGUAUGUGCGUAUGCUAUAAAGCUUGGACAAGGUUAUGUAGGACGUAGCGAAGAUCACUGCAUACCUUUGUGCACGUAGGCGAAUCCAAUGUCCGAGUCGCUGCUUCCAAGUUAUGGAUGUUCAUACUCGAAAGAGAAGCUCAGGCCAGAGCCGCUCACAUUUGGGGAUCUUCCGUACACGGUUGAUGCAGCUGUGAGGGCAAAUUGGGAUGAUCCUUUGGGAAAUUAUGCGGACUAUACGCCUGAUUCGCGCGAAACUCCAGCGCAGAGAGCUUCCCGGCUCAGAAUCAGCAUGUACACCAUGUUCAUCGAUGACAUCCGUAGGCAUGAAAUUUGGACCAUCAACCACGGCGAUUCAAUUCUGCGCUUCAGUCCAGCCCCUGUAACCGUACCCCGGGGGCGCAAGGCCCUGAACGGACUCAUUAACAGUAUUGUCCGAAGGUUCCUGAAACUUUUCACCCUGUAUCAGUCAAAGGAGCAGAAGAAGCGUCGGACGGAAGUUCACGAGAAACUGACAGCUGCUAUAGCAAGUGCACUAGGCGACAGAGCCGCCGAGUUAAUCUCUCUCGAUGGACUGUGUACUGCGCCUGAAAAGCAAGGACUCGGAUAUGCGUCCGUGCUCCUCGAUGAACUAUUCACGAUGGCCGAUGCACAGUCGCGUGGUACUUGGUUGAUCACGACACAUCGGACUCAGACAUUCUACGAGCGAUUCGGCUUCAAGACCAUCGCGUCGUUCUCAGUGGGCGAAACCAACCCGACUUGGAAAGGGGACCCUGUGAUAGUAUGCUUAAUGCUGAGGGAGCCUGAAACAAUGACACUGUUUCAUGGCGAGAAGGCCGUUGCUUAAGCUGGUUCGUACAGGCCCAACACUCUGGCUUGUGGCAACGACGUUACACUGGCGACUGAGGAAGAUUUCGAGUUCAUGCUGAAGAUGGGCAACAGGGCUCCAUAUUUGCGAGGGUUAGUUCGAGGGAAGGCAAACAAUGGAAUUUUGUGUAUUAGCCAACAAAUGCGAGAUGUGGGUCUCAUCCA
This is a messenger RNA of Fomitopsis serialis, 1191 nucleotides long. RefSeq lists its product as uncharacterized. NCBI's taxonomy places the organism in Eukaryota, Fungi, Basidiomycota, Agaricomycetes, Polyporales, Fomitopsidaceae. The transcript has 7 exons. Bases 248 to 1006 code for a protein of 252 amino acids. The record is from RefSeq and is a predicted model, not a curated record. Gene Ontology annotation, molecular function: acyltransferase activity, transferring groups other than amino-acyl groups.